This is a messenger RNA of Candidozyma duobushaemuli, 3183 nucleotides long. RefSeq names its product ATP-binding cassette bilirubin transporter. Lineage: Eukaryota; Fungi; Ascomycota; Pichiomycetes; Serinales; Metschnikowiaceae. Gene Ontology annotation, molecular function: ATP hydrolysis activity; ATP binding; ABC-type transporter activity. The transcript is spliced from 2 exons. Gene Ontology annotation, cellular component: membrane. The coding region runs from base 1 to 3183 and encodes 1060 amino acids. The record is from RefSeq and is a predicted model, not a curated record. Gene Ontology annotation, biological process: transmembrane transport.
AUGUUGUCUCUUUGGGCUUUGCUCGGUAAAGCAAGUUUAGCUGGAGCAGGUGUGAUCUUAUUCUCCUUCCCCUUGAAUGCUAUAAUCGUCCGAUUCCAAAAGCGUCUAUCCAAGAAGCAAAUGAAAAUAAAGGAUGAGAGAAACAGAGUGACAAAUGAGAUUCUUGUGUCCAUGAGAUCGAUCAAGUUCUACUCCUGGGAAAACCCCAUGCUCAAGCACCUUCUUGAUAUUCGGAAUGGGCGCGAGAUGACAAAUCUUCGUAAAAAAAGAUUGCUUGGUCAAGUUUCGAGCUUUCUCUGGAUUCUUAUCCCAUUUUUGGUGUCAUUUGCAACUUUUGCAACUUUUGCUAUCACCAGCACUGUCCCACUUACUUCCGAUAUUGUGUUUCCUGCGCUCACAUUGCUUGAAAUUCUUUCCAAGCCAAUCCUCAACUUCCCUGCUGUGUUCAACUACAUCAUUGAGGGCUCUGUGGCACUUGACAGAAUUACAAAUUUUCUCAGCAGUCCCGAAGUUGACGAUAGUCUCAUUUCCAUCAAGUCAAGCGACCACCCAACUUCUCUUGAGAUUCAGAAUGUGUCAUUUUUAUGGAGCAAACCUGACACCUCUGAGAUACGGGAAGACAUGGAUUUCGCUAGCUUCAAAUACGCACUUCGAAACAUUAACUUGAAAGCAAACAAGAACGACCUCGUUUGUAUUGUUGGAAGAGUGGGAUCUGGAAAGUCAGCAUUACUAUCAUCGAUAAUUGGCCAACUUGCCGCCAUUCAUGCCUCAUCCCCCACAAACGGCCUUCUCCUAUUAGCUUGCACGGCAAAUCCGUGGAUCAUGAACGCCUCAGUUAAAGACAACAUUUUGUUCGGUCAUGAAUUUGAUGAAGAUUACUAUCAACGCACCAUCGAAGCUUGUCAGCUUGCUCCAGAUUUGAAGAUACUUCCCGAUAACGAUAACACUCAAGUUGGUGAGAAGGGCAUCUCAUUGUCUGGUGGGCAGAAGGCAAGGUUAGCAUUAGCUCGUGCAGUGUACGCGAGAGCCAACAUUUAUCUUCUUGACGACGUCUUGAGUGCUGUUGACAGUCAUGUGGGAAGGAAUAUCGUCCAACAAGUUUUCAGCAGAUCGGGACUCUUGGCUAGGCUGACGAUUGUUCUCGCUACAAACAAUAUUCCUGUGCUUCUGAGUGCUUCGAAGAUCUACUAUCUUGAAAAUGGUUCCAUAUUAGAGGAGGCGGGCUACGACGAAAUCAGCCCUGAGGCUUUCCCUAAACUCAAUCGCCUUAUCACCGAGUUUGGUAGCCUGACAGAAGUAUCGAAAUCACCUACACCUGACGAAAGUUCCGAGCCGCCUCCAUACAGCAAAGCAAACAUGGCACCAUUCGAAUGGAAUCCAUUGAAAAAGAACACUUUGUCAAAGAAGACAGCUCAGUCAGCAGAGAUUUCGGCGAAAGGAAAAGUCAAUUGGAGUGUCUACUACGACUACAUCAAGGCAUGUUCGACAAGUGGUGUGCUUGUGUGGGUUGCUAUUUUUGUCGCUUCUACCUUGAUUUCGGUGAGAACGACUUACUGGCUUAAGCAGUGGGCUGAACGUAACUCUGAUAUCGGUAACAAUUCGGAAGCGCUUCGUUUCAUUCUGAUUUAUGCUAUGUUGGGUCUCACUACAAGUAUAUUGACCCUGGCGAGAGGUGUGUUAUUUUGGGCCUUCUUGGGUCUUCGUGGUGGAAAGAUUAUACAUGAGCGAAUGGCACGGCGACUUAUGAAGGUGCCCAUGUUAUUUUUCGAAAGAACUCCAGUUGGAAGAAUCAUGAAUCGUUUCAGUAACGAUGUGAACAAAGUUGAUGAUGCCUUGCCAAGGUCAUUCAACAAUUUCUUGAAUGCUUGCUUGAGGACGAUCAUGACAUUGUUGAUUGUCGUCUUUGCCAUUCCCUCGUCCCUCCCUGUCUUGGUAGUAUUGGGCAUAUCCUAUCGGUAUUUCCAGAAGUACUAUGUUGCAGUGCAAAGAGAAAUGAAACGGCUUGUGUCGGUAUCGCGGUCACCCAUAUUCGCUCAUUUCCAAGAGAGCUUAACUGGUGCUGACACCAUUAGAGCUUACAGGCAGCAGGAUCGCUUUCUUUUCAUCAAUGACGCUAAUGUGGACUUCAACCUUCAGAGUCUUUACAUGUUACGGUCGGUCAAUCGGUGGCUUCUGGUGAGAUUGCAGAUGAUGGGUUCCCUUUUGAUCUGGGUAUCCUCGUCUCUUCUCAUUUACAAAGCAUCGUCAUCCUCUGCUUUGAGCGCUGGAAUGGUGGGUUUCGUGAUGAGUUACUCUUUGCAAGUUACAAGUUGGCUUCGUUUGAUUGUCAGGUUCUCUGCAGAAGUGGAGUCCAACAUCGUCUCAGUGGAAAGAUGUUUGGAGUAUGCCGAAUUGCAGCCUGAGGAAGACGUUGACGAUAAGUUUGAGCAACCAGGUUCUGGUUGGCCACGCGAAGGAGCUAUUGACGUGAAAGACUUCUCUGCCCGAUAUGCCAAAAACCUCGACACUGUGCUUAACAAUAUCUCCUUCUCUGUAAAGGCUGGUGAAAAGGUCGGAGUCGUUGGGCGAACUGGAGCAGGAAAGAGUUCCUUGGUGUUGGCCAUUUUCCGAAUGAUCUCUCUCAGUGAAGGUCUGAUAUUUAUCGACCAGGUGGACACCAAGAAGCUUCGUCUUUUUGAUCUCAGACAUAACCUCAGUAUUAUACCGCAAGACUCACAUAUGUUUGAGGGCACUGUCCGUGACAACCUUGAUCCUUUCAAGGAGCACAAUGAUGAACGCUUGUGGCGAGUUUUGGAGCUUUCCAAUCUCAAAGAGACUGUGGAGCGUCUAGAUGGUGGACAGGGUCUUGACAGUCCAGUCAGUGAGGGAGGUGGAAAUUUCUCUGCUGGUCAGAAACAGCUUAUUUGUUUGGGAAGGGCUCUUUUGAACCCCUCUAAAGUAUUACUUUUGGAUGAAGCAACCGCUGCCGUGGAUGUGCAAACAGACAAAAUCAUCCAGGAGACAAUUCGUCAUGAAUUCAAAGAAAAGACGAUUAUAACAAUUGCACACCGGUUGGAUACUGUCAUGGAUAGCGACAGGAUUCUCGUGUUGGACCAUGGAGAAGUCAAGGAGUACGACUCUCCCGAUGCACUUCUACGCGACCCACACAGCCGUUUUAGAGGUAUGUGUGAGGCGAACAACUAA